AUGCGAUCGUCGACCGUCGACCCACCGUGUCCAGAUCGUGUUUCCGCAUGCGCGUCACCAUUCCUCCUAACCACUCCACGGACUCGCUUCCGCGUCCGUCAAACCGACCAUGAACUCGAGGCCGAAGGCCUACAAGAGCUCCCAACAGCGAAGCGGCGAUGGCGCUACUCCCGUACAUACGUCACCGACGGGCAGGCAAGGUCGCUGCGGACCGGCCGAAAGAGGGUCGACGCUUACCCUACGCCUUACCGUGACUACGAUCACAUCUCCUCGACUGCCCUAGAGUCGUUCGUCCCAGAGGCGUACACGCUAUCUGAACACGGACACCUCCAUAACAUUCGUGAUGGGGUUGCAGGUGAUCACGCAGCAUUGUUCGGAGCGGUUUCCGUCGAACCCUCGCUCUUACCGGACGCGGAGUUGGAUGCUCUAUUACACGGACUCUGUGAUCCGUACAGCACAUCGGUCGCAUAUCUCAUCUUGCGCUAG
Messenger RNA from Rhodofomes roseus, 486 nucleotides. RefSeq lists its product as uncharacterized. The record is from RefSeq and is a predicted model, not a curated record. The transcript has 3 exons. Lineage: Eukaryota; Fungi; Basidiomycota; Agaricomycetes; Polyporales; Fomitopsidaceae. Bases 1 to 486 code for a protein of 161 amino acids.